AUGGACGGAAAUAUGCCCAUUCCAUAUCAUGAACAUAUUACCCCGGAGCGCGAGCGUCACUCCCAACGCGCAAUCGUUGACAUGCUGCUCAUGAUAGGCCUGCCCCUCAUGUACCACAGCCAAAUUUUAUGCCAGCUAAUGAACCUCAAGCAGGGCCUGUUCCACGACCUUUUGCAUGGCAGCCUCCUCCUCACUUUCCAUAUGAACCGCUACCAGUUGGGCAAUAUCCUGGCUUGCCAUCACCCUCCUGUUGAUUAUAAUGCACGCCUGAAUGAGCAGAUGAAUGCAGCUCAUAAUGAUAGACGCCGCCAGCGCAACCAUCGUAGGCAACAGGACAGAGAGGAGAUAAGAGAGCAGGCACAGGCAGAGCUAAUGGCAGCUGGGAUGCAGCCCAUGCAGGUACCUCAGGUCCAUAAUCAACCUGCUCAACCUGCUCCUGCUCCUCCUGUAUAUGGUGCUAUUCAUUAUGAGGGUGCAGUUGGUCCUCGCAACUUUGACAAUCCUCUUCAUUACUUUGCACCUAAUCCUGCUCCACCUUUGCAUGGGCCACCUGAACCCGAUUAUGAUCAAUUUAAUAUUUAG
Messenger RNA from Suillus bovinus, 582 nucleotides. RefSeq lists its product as uncharacterized. The record is from RefSeq and is a predicted model, not a curated record. NCBI's taxonomy places the organism in Eukaryota, Fungi, Basidiomycota, Agaricomycetes, Boletales, Suillaceae. The coding region runs from base 1 to 582 and encodes 193 amino acids. The transcript has 4 exons.